This is a messenger RNA of Penaeus monodon (black tiger shrimp), 1403 nucleotides long. Its product is annotated as haloalkane dehalogenase-like. Gene Ontology annotation, molecular function: epoxide hydrolase activity. The record is from RefSeq and is a predicted model, not a curated record. NCBI's taxonomy places the organism in Eukaryota, Metazoa, Arthropoda, Malacostraca, Decapoda, Penaeidae.
GCUGCAGUCGCUCCUCCCUCCGUCAACCUCUCAGACGCGCUGCACUCAAGGGCUGUUAGUCUCGGUAGCGAAGUUCGCUGGACUGGUUAUUGGCUUCGGAGUGCUGUGUGGAGGAAGGUUUGCGUUGUGCUGGACACUGGUGUUUUGAAGAUGACCCCCCUGGCCCUCCUCGCUGUGCUGUUGGCUACCCUGGGGUCCUCCGUGGGGUCCCCAACCUCCACCUCCACCUUGGUUAUGAUAGGAGACCCCCCUGUGGUAAGAACCCCUGAGGAGAGGUUCGCCACUUUGCCUCAGCUGGGGUACCCCUGGACACCCAAGUACCUGCACAUGAAGCACCAAGGGAACCAGUUUGUCAGGGUGCAUUAUAUUGACGAAGGACCUCGCGACGCGCCCGAAACCCUCCUCCUCCUUCACGGAACCCCGGCUUGGUCUUACCUCUACCGGAAGACGAUCCCAACCCUCCUCGCUGCCGGAUACCGAGUCGUAGCCAUAGACCACAUCGGGUUCGGACGCUCGGACAAGCUCACGGAUCCGGAGGCUUAUACUCAUGAACUGCAUGUGGCAACAGUGGUAAACGCUGUACAAGAUCUCGACUUGAAGGGCGUGACGCUCGUGGGCCACGACCUGGGGGGCCCGACGGGGCUGAGUGCCUUAUCGCGAGACUCCGGCCGCUACCGCCGCGUGGUCCUGCUCAACACGUGGCUUCCUCAGGGCGACAUGUUCUCGUCCCUCUCGAGCAUCAAGGCGCACCUGCCCUACCUGUCCUUCCGCGGCCUCACCCAGGUCCUCGGCCGCAACCUGCCCUUGGAGACCGUGUUCUCCGUGGCCACGCAGUCCUCCGCCGCCGAAGUGCAGGGCUACGUGGCGCCGUUCCCUUCGUCGCUGUACAAGGCGGGUCCCUCCCGAUGGCCGCUCUUGAUCCCAACGUCCUACUCCGACCCCAUGGCGUCGAGAACCGGGCGGGUCGCCGCCUUCCUCGCGGGGUGGGGGGGGGCCGCCCUCGUGGCCUACAGCGACAGGGAGGUCUUCACUCUCCCCGGCCAGGACCUCUUCCGCCGCCUCCUGCCCAGAGCCUGCACGGCCACGGUCAACGACGCAGGACACUUCUUGCAGGAGGAUCAGGGACCUGCCGUGGCGCGUCUGAUCGUGCAGUUCAUCCACGGGCAGUGCUGAUGCGCGCGAGUGGGAUUGCGGAGGGGUGACUUAUUAUUAAUAUAUUUUUUACAUUUAUAUGACUGUUUAUCACUUAACAUCUUAACAUAGAUGUCAAUAUUUUUUUCUCUGAAAGGCUCUAAUUUAGGAGUAAUGUGAAUGCUACUGAAUGCAUACAAUGUGCUGCUUCGUACGAUGCAAGAGAGAAGAUGGGUUUUGUUAGGCAUUAUCACUUUUAAUUUAUGUCGUUA